AUGACCGCAUCUCGGGAACCAUCCUUUGAUGACUUGGUCUCGUUCCGUGAUGCAGAUCGAGGAUUCGUCGACAAAUUGAACCCUUGUAUCAUCAAAGACAAUCGUGGAAAUGUUGUCUGGGACAAUGAAGCAUACAACUUUUUAUCCGACACGCCUUGCCCGCAGACCGCAAAUCCCAAGUUAUGGCGCCAGGCUCAACUCGUCAGCAAACAGGGUCUCUUCAAGGUUGUAGAAGGCAUAUAUCAGAUCCGAGCGUUUGAUUUGUCAAAUAUGACCGUUAUCGAAGGCAAGCAAGGAAUCGUUGUGGUAGAUCCACUCACGUCGGCGGAAUGCGCCAAGGCUGCUCUCGAGCUGUAUCGCAAAAAUCGCGGCAAAAAGCCAGUGCUGGGCAUGAUCUACACGCAUUCGCACGCUGAUCAUUUUGGUGGUGCAGAGGGAAUUGUUUCCAGGAGUGAAGCUACGAAAAUUCCGAUUUUGGCUCCAUUUGGAUUCCUCGAGCACGCCGUCAGCGAGAAUAUCUACGCAGGCAAUGCCAUGGCUCGCAGAGCCUCAUAUAUGUAUGGGGAUCAAUUAGGUAAGGGCCCUGAGGGUCAAAUCAGCGCCGGCUUAGGAGCAACUUUGUCUUCAGGAACAGUGACACUGAUUCCCCCGACUGUCGACGUGACCCAUACUGGCCAGGUCGAAGUGAUUGAUGGCAUUGAAUUUCUUUUCCAGGUCACACCAGGGACUGAGGCACCUUCGGAGAUGAACUUCUAUCUCCCCCAGUGCCGUACUCUAUGCGUAGCCGAGAAUGCUACGCAAUGUCUUCACAACAUUGGAACCCUUCGGGGUGCGGCUAUCCGGGAUGCGCUUGCGUGGUCUUCAUACUUGGAUGAAACAAUUGUUCUCUUUGCCGAAAAGUCCGACGUUGUGUUUGCAUCCCAUCAUUGGCCAACAUGGGAAAAGGACGCUGUCAUAACAUACGUCACCGAGCAACGAGAUCUCUAUGCUUUCCUCCAUGACCAGACACUGCGUCUUAUGAACGAAGGCCUCACAGGCAUUGAGAUUGCAGAGUCAUUCCAGCUUCCACCCAAGUUGAGUACUGCUUGGCAUACGCAGGGCUUCUAUGGAUCCGUUAGUCAUAAUGUCAAAGCGAUAUAUCAGCGCUAUAUGACAUGGUUCGAUGGUAACCCAGCCCACCUUUGGGAGCAUCCCCCGGUUGAAAGCGCCAAGCGCUACGUCUCCUGCAUGGGAGGUAUUGAUGAGGUUAUUCAAAAAGCGAAAACAUUCUCAGAACAGGGAGAUUUGCGGUUCGCAGCUACACUUCUCAAUCAUGCAGUGUUUGCCGAACCCGAAAACAAACGUGCCAAGAGUUUACUGGCAUCAACAUAUGAAUCUUUGGGAUAUGGAUGCGAGAACGGACCUUGGCGCAACUUUUACAUGUCCGGAGCGAUGGAGCUGAAAGGCGAGAAAAUGAAGGACAAUAUCCUGACUGACCAGGCUGCUAUGGCUAAAUCUCUGUCUCUUCGUCAUCUAUUCUCAUCCUUGGCUGUCAAGUUGAAUGGUCCUCUGGCACAGGCCCAGGAUUUUACUAUCGACUUGUAUGUGACGGACCGGGAUGAGCAUUGUCGAUUGAUUGUCAGCAAUGGAGCCUUAAUCCAUCGGACUGGAAAAACCCGCACAUCAAGGUUAGAUGUGGCGGACUACUCGUGUGAGCUGACAUUCUCACAGCUAUUGCAACUUUUGACCACUGGGGAAACGCAAGAGUCAGUAAAGAAUGAGGUCGGCGAUAGUUCCUUCAUAAGCAAGUUGCUGUCGCUUAUUGUGACGCCAAACGGAGCAUUCAACAUUGUGACACCGUGA
Molecule: messenger RNA, 1842 nt
Organism: Penicillium pulvis
Lineage: Eukaryota; Fungi; Ascomycota; Eurotiomycetes; Eurotiales; Aspergillaceae
Product: alkyl/aryl-sulfatase
Exons: 1
Coding region: 1-1842 (613 amino acids)
Biological process (GO): dodecyl sulfate metabolic process; antibiotic catabolic process
Molecular function (GO): linear primary-alkylsulfatase activity; protein dimerization activity; zinc ion binding
Source: RefSeq, a predicted model, not a curated record